ACUCGGCACUCGGCGGCGAGCACGGAGCACCAGCACGGCAGCACCCGAGAAACCGCAAUUGAGUACGGUCGUUGUCGUUUACUUCGUCGUCUUGCCCCCGUACGCGCACGCGGUCACACUCGUCAGUCGGCUGUAGCCAGGACGCGCAACAUUCGCACGCGUGCGCUAGUCCGGUCGCUGUUUUUGCGGCGGAAAUAAUUUUUUUUUUUUAGUUUUUAGUUUUUUUUCUCCCUCUCUUUUCAUCGUUGUUUUGCAGUUCCCGCAAACAAGCGACGGCAACAAUCACAAUUAUAAUAUUAUUAUACGAACUGCGAAUAAUAAUAACAACAACUGCCGCGCGCAAUGAAUUCUGUCGGAAAACCAUCAGAGCAGUCGUUUUGCUCACACCGACGGUGUGCCGCCUCCGUCAUCGUGCGAACGGCCUCUUCCGAGUUUGGACACAACGAGUGAACGACACCAUCGUCGCCGCCAACAAAAGUCACAUGGUCUACACGCCACAACCGUCGUUAAGCAGCAGUAGUUAACACGCGGUUCAGUCUCGUCAUACUCCCUUCGUCGUCUCGUCGUCACAAAAAUAUUCGCGAUGGAUGGUAAAAUCAAGAAACUCUACAAAAUCGUACUGACCGGCGGCCCUUGUGGUGGCAAGACAACGGGACAGUCACGAUUAUGUACAUUCUUUGAGAAUUUAGGAUGGAAGGUUUAUAGAGUUCCAGAGACUGCCAAUGUUCUAUUAAGUGGAGGUAUCAAAUUUUCGGAAUUAAGUGACGACGAAGCCCAUAAAUUUCAAGAAAACCUUCUCAGAUGUAUGUUACAAAUAGAAAAUACAUUUUUUGAACUGGGGGAAUCAUGUGACCAAGACUGUUUAAUCAUUUGUGACAGAGGUGCUAUGGAUGCUGCCGCAUAUAUACCUACUAAUAAAUGGGAUCUGAUAAUGAAAGAAAAUGGUUUGAACAUGGUUGACUUGAGAGACAAUCGUUACAAUCAAAUAAUUCACAUGGUGUCAGCUGCAUGUGGGGCUGAAGACUUUUAUACAACCGAAGAUCAUACGAGCAGGAGAGAGGACGUGUCUCUUGCUAAAAGUCUAGAUGUCAAAGCGUCAGCGUCAUGGAUUGGACACCCUUACUUUGAUGUCAUUGAUAAUUCAUCAGAUUUUGAAAAUAAAAUAUGCAGAAUGAUAGCUGCAGUUUGUCAAAAAUUGGGCCUAGACACUGGUGAUCGAUUAGCAACAAACUCGAAAAAACGUAAAUGGUUAGUGAAGUAUCUGCCUAAUGAUCAGUUGUUCCCCCCAUUUCAAGAUUUUGAUGUGGUACACAAUUACUUGCAGACAUAUACUAAAAAUAUGCAAGCUCGCUUACGAAAACGAGGACAAAAAGGUCAUUGGAACUAUACACAUACGAUUCGCAGGCCUCGGGUCCGUGGUCAAGUAAUAGAAGUAAAAACACAGCUCAGUCACAGGGACUAUGUGAAUCUGUUGUCACAAAAAGAUGAAACCCACUAUCCAAUCUAUAAAAAAAGGCGAUGUUUUAUACACUACAAUCAGUAUUUCCAGCUUGACAUUUAUUGUAAACCUUGUCAUAAAAGGUGUGAAGGGUUAGUGUUACUUGAGACGUAUUCUGCUCUUGAGGACCAAGAGCUGCUUGACCGUCUACCAAAAUUCCUAGACAUUGAAGCCGAGGUUACUGGUAACGCAGCUUAUUCCAUGUUUAACUUGUCACUUGUUGAAGAUUGGGACAAAUCAAAAAAUUUUUGUCACUACUUGAAAGGACCAGACGAAGAUCUGAAUGUAGGUGAUCAUAAAACCAACCAAGUUAGUUACAUUCAUACAAACGGAAAACUAAGGAAAUAGUGACUGCUUUUAUAUUUUUAAUAUAGUAUUAAAAUUUUGUUUCUAGAUGUUUAUCAUUGUAUAAUAUUCAUUUUUUUUUUACGUUUUGUUAAGUAGUAUACAAAAUUUCCAGUUAAAAUUGUUAUUAAUAGAUUUUAAAGUUACUAAUCUAGGUACUUUAUGUAGUCUGUAACACAAAUUACUCAUACUUACAUAUAUGCAUUAUUUUUCUUUAUAUUUGCUAUAGUUUUUUCUUUAUUAUUUUAUUUUUUUUUUUUUUUUGCAGCCAGUAUAAUAUAUUAAAUUAUUACUGUAGGUAGUAAGUUAUUUAUUUAUUAUUUUUUAGAUAAAUAUUAUAAUGUAAUUAUAAGAAACUAUUUUAAAAAUAUAUCUAAAAUUCAAACUGCUUA
Messenger RNA from Acyrthosiphon pisum (pea aphid), 2235 nucleotides. It is a transcript of the gene Ttd14, whose product is annotated as TRPL translocation defect 14. The transcript is spliced from 11 exons. Lineage: Eukaryota; Metazoa; Arthropoda; Insecta; Hemiptera; Aphididae. The record is from RefSeq and is a predicted model, not a curated record. Gene Ontology annotation, molecular function: phosphatidylinositol binding; phosphatidic acid binding; GTP binding. The coding region runs from base 584 to 1846 and encodes 420 amino acids. Gene Ontology annotation, biological process: photoreceptor cell maintenance.